CUUUGUAAAUUGAAUAAAACAGACUGGAUCUUGGUACGGCGCAAUAACACAAAAAUUUUAAAUCUUCAAUUUAAAACAAAAUAAGCAAAAUAUUUCUUUUACAAUACAAAUAAAAAAAUAUUACUAAGUGUUAUUCGAGUUCAGUUUCGACAUGUCAAUUGGAUACGGUUCGCUAUUGUCGUGAAAUAAGUACAAUAUAAGAUUUUAACCGUAGAACAAAAGCUCUGAACAAUGUUUAAAGUUUAUAAUAUGUGAUGAUGGUGAACAAAAAUGUGAUAAACCAGCGAUAAACGUCUAAAUAUCGGAGUGAAUUCACAUACAGACAAAGAAUAAAUAAACGUCAAACGAGACUAUUUGUCGUCAUAAAGAAAGAACAACAAGUACAUAGUUGUGAAAAAUCAGGAUGGAAACAAAACCAAGAGGCAAAUAAGCAAACGUUAUAUUUAAUAAAAGAAGAAAAAUCAAUAUUGAACAACACAAACACUAUUUAAUUUCAAGUCUACAAAAGUUUUUACUAUAUUUUUAUAGGAACAAUUUAAGAGUUUUAAAAAACAUUGUCAAUAUUACACACAAACAUAGGCUCCCAAUAUUAAACUGAUAAUGUUUUAUAAUUUUUCUGGGGUCAACAAAGAUAACAAACCAAAAACGAAAGUACUAUAAUAAUAAUAAACUUGAGCAAACAUUGAAUAAUAAAUAUAAAGAGGGAACGAAACGCAAUGUCGACCCUUUGCAACUUUUAUCUCACCCUUACGGUGAUUGGAUUAAUCUUAACAAAGGCCGUAUUCUCGGAGGCAAGGGUAGAGGUACCGGAGUUGCAAGUCGACGCAAUACGCUACGAAUAUAUCGCCCUUCAGAAAUCACUUUGGCUUUAUUUGGAUAAAGAGGGUACCAGCAAAAGUUCUGAAUUUCGAAAAGUUUAUGAUUCGCAUCGAAAAUUUGUUAACGAUAAUUUCCAAAGCAAUUUCGAAGUGGGAAGAUAUGAUAUACUAAAUCACUAUGAAUGGAGUCUAUUGGAACGCGACCUUCUACAAAUCGACAGGAUGUUUGAUUACUAUCAGAACUUCAUGAACGAGCACAACAAUACUGCCGAAGUGAACGAGCGUGCCAUUUUGGACAUUUGCGAGACGGUGCUUCGCAAUGAUAAUGUUUUCUCUAUGUCGCGUAUUUUUCAGGAGUUGGAGUUAGUGAUGGUCAAGCAAACUCUUUAUUAUAGAGCAAUGUUGGAAUCCACGGAUCAAAUAUGCCAUACACAACAAUCGGCACAACAAUUCAUUUAUUCACUAUAUUCCGAUAUAGCUCUUACAGAGUUAAAAGGCUACACUAUGAUGCAGUUUUCGUGGAUGAUGUUACGGAUUUACGGCAAAGGAAAUUUUUCUCAAGAAGUUGAACUAAUGCGUAUGGACUACGUAAAACGAACAGAACGUGCCCUGAAAUUGUUGAGGGAGGUUAUGCGUCGCGCCGAUCGAAUUUUGUGGAGAUGUGACCCUGGAAAAUUUGAGCAAGGCAAAAAUUAUGACGAGGUGACUCGUCUUCUACAGGGUUAUAUUGAGAAUGAAGUUGACUUAAACAAAGAAGAAACAUGUCGUGAGGAUUGUGCAUUUUAUCAAUCCACCAGAUCCGAAGGCUGUUUCAAAGAUCUAUAUUGUGCACGCCAACCCAGAUGUUCAGGAAAAUUGUAUCACUGUACAUAUGUUGACGCGGACAUGUGGGUUUGUCCCGCUAGCCGAAACAGUACCCGUCGCUAUGAAUAUCUAGAAUAUGAAAAUGGUCGAGUACUUGGACAAAGAACUCCUUGUGUGCGGGGUACGACAAAGGUGGAAUCCUGGUGGCGCUAUCUUUUUUGGCACUGUAGCUAUUGCUUUUGCCUGUGCGAUGAAAUUAGUAUAAAAUCAGACCGCUACUUCAAUUUGCGUGAAACGGUUGCGGAUGUGGAUAACAAUAGAGUAGUCACCGGCUUACGCAUUACGAAACAAAAUCGAAUAUUUCAUUUACAAAUCCAAGAAGGAGAACUUUUACCGAGGGGCAAUAUAAAUCGAUCGAGUCUUACUUGGAAACCAGUUGAAAACUAUCAAAUAUUCGACAGAGACGUGCGCAAUGGUCGUGAUUAUCAUACACUCAGUUACGAAAGUAGAUCAAUGGAUUUAGACGACAUCUACACAGACGACAACUCAUUUAUCGUUGUUGGUGUGCGUUGGAGAGUCGUUGGUGCGCAUUUAAAUCUUGAAGCCAAGUUAGCAGAAUUCGAUUUCAAAAUGGGUAAACUAAUAUCCCCAGAAACGAAUAGUUUUUGGAAAUCUAAUGAUAAUACCGAUGUGAGCGGGGAACGGAGACAAAAAAUUAAUCUAAACAACCCCGACAAAUCAACACGAACAAUAGUCAAAUCAAUACCCGACUCACGUCAUAACCAAUAUAUAGAUUUUAUAAAUACAAGCAUGGAUAAAGAUGCCGCGCAGAGUACGGUACCGUUUAUCGAUACACAGGAAGUGACAUCUAACCCGCCAGUGCCUCUAUCCGGUGUCGGCAUAUAUCACAAGGGACGGCAAGGUUACGGUGGUUUUCUUGCACCGAAGAUUAUGACCUAUGAUUUUACACCCCACGUUCGAGUGCCACAAGAUAUUAACUAAUUACAAACUUAGAAAGUAAAUAUUAUUAUUCUAAGUGUACUAGUAUAUGGAUGUAUGAAAAAGGAAGUAUAUUUAUAUAAUUAUAAUAUUGAUAUACUAUAGCAGACACAUCUACAUAUAAAUAUUUUAGUAAAUAUUGGAGUGUACGAAUUUCCAAUGCAAACAGAUUGUAAUAUUUUUUAUGCCAAUGAACACAAUCACUACUUAGAAAAAAGAAAUUGAUUGUAUUUACUUUGCAACCGUUUCAUCAAAAUUGAAAUUUCUAGGAAAUUUAUUUACAUGAAUUAAAAUUCAAAGGAAAACAAGUUGAAAAGUAUUCUUGCUCGAAUUAGUACAUAAUACACACAUUAAUUGAACUUUGAUGAUUUCUAAAACCUAUAUGUUUAGAUCAAACAGUGUGCAGCAAAUUUACAUAAACUUGAAUUAGAAACUGAA
Messenger RNA from Bactrocera tryoni, 3059 nucleotides. RefSeq lists its product as uncharacterized. The record is from RefSeq and is a predicted model, not a curated record. The transcript is spliced from 8 exons. The coding region runs from base 717 to 2624 and encodes 635 amino acids. Lineage: Eukaryota; Metazoa; Arthropoda; Insecta; Diptera; Tephritidae.